This is a messenger RNA of Scaptodrosophila lebanonensis, 1502 nucleotides long. RefSeq lists its product as uncharacterized. The record is from RefSeq and is a predicted model, not a curated record. The transcript has 3 exons. NCBI's taxonomy places the organism in Eukaryota, Metazoa, Arthropoda, Insecta, Diptera, Drosophilidae. Bases 24 to 1271 code for a protein of 415 amino acids.
AAGCAAGUGGUGCUGAUUAGAUCAUGAGCGGAGUACCCGAAAUAAAGUUCCUGGACCGAAUUAUUGGACCGUACGUAGAUGGAGCCGAGUUAUCCCUCUACGAAAGUCGUUAUUUAACCAAACCUGGCGAUAACUAUGGAAGUAUUAUGCUGGCUAUCAAUGCCAAAAUCGUCCGAGACCAUGGCAGCGUAGAGGAACUGCCUUUAAUUGCGAAACUGCCCCCGCUUACCAACGAUCUGUAUUGGCAGCUCUUCCAGCCCGAACGCACUUGCAUUAGUGAGAACGCCGUCUAUAAAUAUUUGGCACCAGAGCUGGAAAAGUUGCAGCUCGAGGUUGGAGUCCUGCCUUCGAAACUUUUCGAUGGGUUUUCACGUUACUACGGUUCGAGAAUUUCCUUAGAUGAGCAAGCAACUACUGUAGAUAGAGAUGCAGUACUCGUGCAGGAGAACCUAACGGUUCGCGGCUAUAGGCCUGGAAAUCGACACAAAGCAUACGAUUUAGCACAUACGGUUCUCAGCCUACACUACUUGGCUAAGUUUCACGCUUUGCCCAUUGCCUUACGGUUGAAAAAACCGGAGACCUAUAACAAAUUCGUGCGACCAUAUUUCAAAAAGUUCAAUAUGAAUGCCAGCAUGAGUGCGGAGGCCAAGAAUGUUAUGAAUGAAGAAAAUUUGGCCGAUAUCUAUACAAUUACUAAUAAUAACGAAAUUGAUGUUAAAAGAGUCCAAGAAUUGCAGGAACUCUUUGAUGCCUAUCAAGAGAGUGCAGAUGUGGAUGAUGGUCCGUUUACGACUAUCGUUCAUGGUGAUUUGUGGAUCAAUAACAUGAUGGUGAAAUAUGACGAUGUGGGGGUGCCGACUAAGUUGAAAAUUGUUGAUUUUCAAAUCGCCCAAUAUGAGUCGCUGGUUCAUGAUCUGAUCUUCUUGUUUAUGUCGAGUGUGGAAACUUCGGUCCUGGAGCAGAAUUAUCAUAACUUUUUGAGAAUAUACCACAAUGUAUUUAUUCAGACGUUGCGAGAAAUUGCAGGCGUCAUAGAUACAAAUGAGUAUAGCUACGAGUCUUUCCUGGCGGAAGUACAACGUGUGGCGCCCAUUCAAAUUCCCCAUGCUAUAUUUAUGACAAAGGUUAUAAAAGCCGACAAUAAAACAAUUCCAGAUGAUUUUAAAGAUGUCGACUUCACUGUUUUGUCGAAGAACAAAGGAGUACCGGAAGUUAUGGAAAAACUUAGUGAUAUAAUAAAGUUGGCGAAGAAGUUUAAUAUUUUUUAUUAGUGAUAUAAAAAUUGCAACGGCAUUAACCAGAGAAUUCAAAAUUGCAGAUGCUCUAAAUUAGACGAUUUUUAUUGAACGUCAUGUGAUGCUUUAUUAUUAACCAACUCUACAUACCUACAUACAUAUUUAUAAAUGUAAUAUAUAUUUAAAUGUUCAUAUAAAAUAUAUAACAAUAGUGUAUAAUAACUUCGGAGCUCUUAACUUAAGAAAUAUACACUUUUUAACCGAUAA